AGCUAGCUGCUUUCAACGGAGCUUAAAGUUCAGCCACAAAACGUCAAAACUUUUCACAAAACAACUCUGAGAGGGAGAGAAGAAACCUUCAAGUUCAGGCGCUGGUUUCGACGGCAGGCUACGUACUAUUUUAUCCUCUAUUCUGUAAGCGGACACACCUGCUUGCUAACAUUAAUUUAGCCCUCAAACCGCGUGCCGGCACUAAUUAUCGCCACCUGUGGAGAAAGCGGCAGCAUGAAGCACAGAGGGACUCUCAAUCAACAGCGGGAAACAUUGGACGUCUGCCCCAGUCACAGAUUAUUUCUACAAUGUCCAACCGGCCUUCACCCUACCUGUGAGACUACUUUGAUAUCACUCAUCUCAGUGGGAUAAAAUCUGAAAAUAUUCACUUGAAGGUUACCGGACUGACUACCGGAAAUAUCAGUGAAGACAACAAAGGGAGGAGACCUCUGCAGAUAAUUCAGCUCCCAGUGAAGACCUCCUCAAUGACUGAAACUGAAGGAAUCCUAACAAGCUGAACAUAGAGAAAGAAGAGAUGUAAGAAGACAUGGACAUGUAUGGUCCUCCAGUGGAUCUAUCUUUUAGAUCUCUGGCCCAAAUUUCAGAUGCACUGGCAGCAAAACCCCAAAAUCGCCACCGGUCUGCAAAAACAAACUCGGAAGGGAAGUAUGUGUGUUGCUCUAUGAUUCUCAAUAACAACAAGCUCCCAAACCUUGUUGGCUUCCUUGACGUUCUCAAUCAUUUUGUGGACCAACCAUUGAAGCUCAUGUGGCUGGACAUGUCCUUCAACAAGCUCAAAAGCAUAGACCCGGUUUUGUGCAAGCUGCAUGAGCUGCGUGUGCUGUACUUGCACGGCAACAGAAUCACGAAGAUUGCAGAGGUAGACAAGCUGAAAGAGCUGCAGCAUCUACGCACCAUCACGCUACAUGGGAAUGAAAUCGAAAACCAAAAAGGCUACAGGAGAUAUGUAAUUUCCAACUUGACUCAGUUGAAGAUGAUGGACUUCAGUGCUGUAACACGUGACGAACGAGUGAUGGCGGGUAUUUGGCGUCACAGCAAGAUCCAAAGCAAAGGCACAAAGGAGAGUUCCCACGACUAAUUCAAAUACAUAAAAUUUUUCAUUUGAAUUAACAAUCCUUAGUUGACUGUAAAAAUCACUGUUAUUGUUUUCUUUCCCUAAAAUAUAAUUCUGGCUCUAAUACUAAUGAUGCCACUAAUGCUCACUGAAAAGAAAUUACUGGAUAUAUGUUGUGAUGUUCUUGGAGUCUGGAGGCUCCCUGAAGUGCCAGCUACCAGCGAAAUCUACUCUCACCUCUGGCUGCCUGGCUCUUUCUUUUGAAAGAGCCAUUGACUGAACAACAUAAUGAUAUUACAACUAUGAUGCUCAGUUAGUAAUAUUUGACCAUAGAAAGUAUUUUGUUGAACUGGUGAUAAAAUAUGAGAAUAUUUGCCUGUUUACAGAUAUUACUAAUAUGAACUAGUCUGUAACAGCAUUAUAGACUGCCGUUCAUUUAAACCAACCAUUCUGCUCUUUUGAUUGAAUUCAAUUUACUUUUACCCCAACUCCCUUUUCACAGUACACAACCUCAAUGUUUUGUUUUGAACUUUAGUUCUAAUUAUGUGGCAAUGAGAGUACAAUUAUUGAUCACCUGAACUGACUGAAAUAUCUGUGUGUAUGUGUGUGUGAUACUUUGUGUAUAUGUAAUGUAAGGAUGGAUUCUACCUUGGAUUUGGCAUCAGUGUAAGGCAAUCAGAAUCCAAUUUACAGACAUACACAUGCAUGCGGGGUCAUGCGCAUGCACACACACA
Molecule: messenger RNA, 1809 nt
Organism: Seriola aureovittata
Lineage: Eukaryota; Metazoa; Chordata; Actinopteri; Carangiformes; Carangidae
Product: leucine-rich repeat-containing protein 51-like
Exons: 6
Coding region: 548-1099 (183 amino acids)
Molecular function (GO): protein binding
Source: RefSeq, a predicted model, not a curated record